This is a messenger RNA of Eptesicus fuscus (big brown bat), 1541 nucleotides long. It is a transcript of the gene C6H5orf46, whose product is annotated as chromosome 6 C5orf46 homolog. The record is from RefSeq and is a predicted model, not a curated record. Lineage: Eukaryota; Metazoa; Chordata; Mammalia; Chiroptera; Vespertilionidae. The coding region runs from base 57 to 296 and encodes 79 amino acids. The transcript is spliced from 3 exons.
CAAGGCUACAGGUGCACUGGAACGCUUUAUCUGCACCAGUACCCAGAGCUGCAAUCAUGGCCAUCUCAGUGCUUCGGAUGACAGUUGUCCUGGGACUGCUUGCCUUGAUCCUGACUUGCCAUGCUGAUGACAAACCAGAUGACAAGUCAGAAGACAAGCCAGAUGACAAGCCAGAUGCCUCAGGCAAAAAACCAGAGCCGGAUAUGCCAACAUUUCUACACCUCUUGGGCACAGAAAUCAUUGAGAAGGCAGUGGCGUUCAUCCUCAGCUCCAUAGAGAGGAACCCGUCUGACUAGCAAUGGCCUCGUCAUCUGGGUGGCUGGCUUCCACAUGCUCUGCACAGUCAACACGGUGUGGUACCUCAACCUGGCUGUGGCUGACUUUACCAUCAUCUUCUUGUUGCCUCUCCAGCUCAUCUUGCUGGCUCUUUGGCCAAUUGCUCUGUAAGUUCAACAGCACCAUGUCUAUUCUUUACUUUCUGUUCAGUGUCUUUCUUUUGAUCCUCAUUUCCAUGAACUGCUGUGUUAUGAUCUUCUGGCCAAUCCAAUCCUGGAACAACUACACACAAGCUAAAGUAGCUCUGGGAACUUUGGGAACAUAGCUUUUGGCAGUCUCCUUCUAUGCACCCUACUUAAUCUUCAAGGAAAUAGUUAUGGUGGGUCACCUAUUGCUUCAAACAAUGUGACCUUUGAAAGAAAACUCAAGGAAGUCAUUGACUGUUGAAGGAAAUAAUUAUUCUGCAGUAACAAAAGCUGAUCUCUAGCCAUUUUGUCUUUGGCUUCAUUCUGGCUCUGGCCAUUAUCACCUGCUGCUAUAUCCUUGUAACCUUGAAGUUAAAACAAAGCCAGCUGGCCAGGUUCAGCUGACCUUUGCAGGUCCUUGCAACCACAGUGAUUGCCUUCUUCCUCUGCUGUUGUCUUUACAAGUGUCCCUGUGUGGCUGGACUUUGCCUCCUAUCAAGAGAACAGAAAGGACCUACACCAGGUGGCCUUAGUUAUAGACCCCUUCAUAUCAGCUAUGGCCUUUAUCAACAGCUGCCUCAACUUGGUUCUCUAUUCCUUCAUUGGGCAUGAUUUCUAGGAGCACUUGUUUCACUCCCUGUCAGCUACCAUGGUAAUUGUGGCCACUACCCCUUCCAUCUCAUACAAGUGGAAGAGGGAUUAUGUCCCAUUUUUGUCCCAAACAAUAAAUAAAUGGACAGUGGGAGUCUUCUAUUUCUACAGGAAACACAAAACUGAUCAGAACAACAACAAAAAAUACUGAGAGUCAUCAGUAUAAAGAUUUAUCCAGUAUAUCCAUAUAGGAUCAGGCUACUAGGCUCCAAAUUUCAUUUUAUGGCUAUUUGCCAAAGUCUGAUACUGGUUCCUAAAUAACUUUUGUUUGAAGAGGGUAUGGAGGGGAAUUUAACAAGCAAGUAAUAGUCUGCAAGACUAAAUCAAUAGCCCUUUCCUGCUUAACAUUUAUGACAUACACAGUGUAACAGAUUAUGUAUGUAAUAAUAUAGUAUACAUAUUCUGUUAUCUGGGUUAUAAAGAAUAAAG